AUGUCAAAAUGUCCUUCUGAAAUUAAUGGGAAAUCAAAGCGGGAAAGACUAUGUUUAGUCAAGAAAACCCAUGUUGAAUUAAGUGAUGUGAUAGAAAUGGUUGGUGGUGCCCCAGAACUGAUAGGAGCUUCAAAUGAACAUAGAAAGUGUGAUGAAACGAAACCAGUGUGCAACAAUUGCACCAAGACUAAUAGAAAAUGUGAAGGGUAUGGACUCCGUCUUUUCUUUGAUAUAAAUAGGAGUCUGUCCAAGUCUAAAAAGACUAACUCUAAGAAGAAUGAGCUGAAGAUUGAAAAUGAACCAAUAAAACAAUCGUCCCCGGUUCAAGAUAUGGUAGAUCCUCAAUUGAGGCUGGGUAUUCUAACACCGGCUCCUCUGGAAACUAAGACGAUCGAGUCACAAGCUGAAGAACAUAAAAGCUCCAAUGAAGAAAACAUGACUCCCAUGAACAUUAAAAAUUCAAAUAAAAAUUUAGAACAAUUUGGGGCAUUACUUUUCGAAGAUUUAGAAAAUCUCAUCAAUUCGACUAAGUUUGAGGCUUUCAGCUUUCAUAAUUCUAUCGUUUCCGAUAUGAAAGGUGUAACCCCUGGUUUCAAUUACCAUGAAGCUAAUGAAUCUAAUGAAGAUAAUUCCAUGAUUUCAAAAAAUGUUUCAACUGAAUUGGCUGAUUCAAAUGUUAAUGACUCAGGGUUGAAUGGACUAGAUCAAUCUGAUUCGGAUUCGAAUCAAAAAGAAUUGAGUAAAGAUAAUGUUGAGUCUCUAGAGAAAAAUGAAUCUUCAUUAUAUUCACUAUCUUAUGAAGAAGAAAAUAUGAUGUUGAGACAUUUUUUCAAAAAUCUUCUACCUUUAUUAGAUGCCCAUCCAAAUUCACCAUGGCCAGAUUUAGCGUUGAAAUAUUGUGAUUUUGAUAUUGCUAGAAGUUGUUUUAUAUCACUUGCAUGUAUUCAUAUUUAUGAAAGUAGAAAAGGGGGGAACGAAUAUUAUAAAAAAGGAAUGGCUCAUAUAAAUAAUACUAUGGGGUAUUUAAUUCGAUAUAUUGCAUCAGAUAAUUCUCAAUUUGAAGAGACAUUAGAAUUAGAUAAUCAAUUCAAAAAUAUAAUCCAUAGAGAAAAAGAAAAGGGGAAUUUAGGCAAUAAUGAAUCCCAAGAGGAAGAACAAGAUUCACCAAAUCGGUUAGUAAGUUCUUUUGUAAUAUUAGUACUUAUAAAUGUUCAUUUACUAUUUGCUGUUUUAGAAAAGGGAGUGAGUUCGGUAUCGAAAUUUUUUUUCAAAGUUUUUGCAACUAUUUGUGAAAAUUCUGCAUUUUAUGAAAGUUUAAUGAGGAAUGAUAAAAAGAGAUCAUUAGUUGUUGUUCUUUCAUGGUAUGAUACCGUUAGUGCCAUUGUGUCUCCUGAAUGUCGAUUACCAUUUACUAAUCCUGAAUGGUAUGGAUCAAAAGACGAAGAUAUAUCUACAUUAAGUAUGAUGGGAUGUCCAGGAGAAGUUUUCAAGGCAAUGGCCAAAGUCUGUGUAUUAAGACAUGAACUAUAUAAUUUAGAAGAUGAUGAAUUCGAUGUGGAAUUAAUUCAAGAUAACUUUGAUCGAAUUAAAAUUGAACUAUUUAAUUAUCGAGAUUAUAUUCCAAUUGGAACAGGAGGAGAAACAUAUAUUUUAAAAUUAAAAGGAGCUCAAUGUUGGUCACUUGCAGUUUAUGUUACAUUAUUAAGAACUGUUAAGCCAGAAAAUUGGGAAAAAACAAUUGAAUUUGUACUUCAUGAAUUUAUCGAUGUUUAUGGAUCAAUGGAUUCAUUAUCACCAACGGUAACUCAAAUGGUUUGGCCAGUGUAUGCAAUGGGAUGUGCAUGUCGUACCCCAUAUGAAAAGAGUAAAUUGACAAAUUUUAUGGAUACGUUAUAUCGUAAUGCGCAAAUGGGUACUCUUCACUCACUUCGAAAUAUUGUUAAUAAAGUUUGGGAAGAAGGAAAGAGCCAGGAAGAGGUUCUUACUGAUUGGUUAGAUGAAGGAGUCGAGUAUCUCCCCUUAUAG
This is a messenger RNA of Hyphopichia burtonii NRRL Y-1933, 2025 nucleotides long. RefSeq names its product Zn(II)2Cys6 transcription factor. NCBI's taxonomy places the organism in Eukaryota, Fungi, Ascomycota, Pichiomycetes, Serinales, Debaryomycetaceae. The record is from RefSeq and is a predicted model, not a curated record. Gene Ontology annotation, molecular function: DNA-binding transcription factor activity, RNA polymerase II-specific; zinc ion binding; transcription cis-regulatory region binding. The transcript is spliced from 3 exons. Gene Ontology annotation, cellular component: nucleus. Gene Ontology annotation, biological process: positive regulation of transcription by RNA polymerase II. Bases 1 to 2025 code for a protein of 674 amino acids.